Aaosphaeria arxii CBS 175.79 is the source of this 720-nucleotide messenger RNA. Its product is annotated as glycoside hydrolase family 11 protein. The transcript is spliced from 2 exons. Gene Ontology annotation, biological process: xylan catabolic process. The coding region runs from base 1 to 657 and encodes 218 amino acids. NCBI's taxonomy places the organism in Eukaryota, Fungi, Ascomycota, Dothideomycetes, Pleosporales. Gene Ontology annotation, molecular function: hydrolase activity, hydrolyzing O-glycosyl compounds. The record is from RefSeq and is a predicted model, not a curated record.
AUGGUUGCCUUCUCUUCCAUCCUUCUCGGUCUUAGCACCGCAGCUGCUGUGGUUGCAUCUCCGCUCAAUCUCAUCACCCGUGCCACUCCUCAAGGCACCGGUACCCACGACGGGUUCUUCUAUUCCUUCUGGUCCGAUAACCAGGGACAAGUCACCUACAACAAUGAAGCUGGUGGCAAAUACAGCUGCUCUUGGAGCAAUGUUGGCAACUUCGUAGCUGGCAAGGGCUGGAACCCCGGCGGCGCUAAAGUUGUCACCUACAAUGGAACUUGGAACGCGGCCAACGUAAACUCCUACAUCUCCCUCUAUGGCUGGACUCGCAAUCCCCUGAUCGAGUAUUACAUUGUCGACAGCUACGGCAGCUACAACCCCUCGAGUGGUGCCACGAAGAAGGGUUCAAUUACAUCCGAUGGCGGGACCUACGACAUCUACCAGACCACCCGUACCAACCAGCCAUCCAUCGAUGGCACCUCUACUUUCCAGCAAUUCUGGUCUGUGCGGACCCAGAAGCGCGUAGGCGGAACCAUCACCACGCAGAACCAUUUCGAUGCCUGGGCGAAGGUCGGCCAGAAACUCGGUACACACAACUACAUGAUUCUGGCGACAGAAGGGUAUCACAGCAGCGGAUCUGCUUCCAUCACCGUCGGCGGUUCUUGAGGUGGAUUUUGGUCAUGAUUGGGCGGGGAUGAGAUUAAGGAUAAAGUUGUAUUUAAGAUCUAC